AUGGAGUCGACUGCGUUGAAUGGGAGGAUGGCUAGGUGGCAGAUCCUACUCUCCGAGUUUGAUAUAGUCUACGUAAAUCAGAAGGCCAUCAAAGGGAGCGCGAUAGCAGAAUUUUUGGCCAGCAGAGCGUUAGAAGACUAUGAAACUCUGAAUUUUGAUUUCCUGAAUGAAGAUUUGAUGUAUGUUGCAACCGCUGAAGAGGAUCCCCAUGAAAAUCAUCCUUGGAAGCUAAACUUUAAUGGAGCUUCGAAUGCUAUAAGCAAUGGAAUUGGGGCAGUCCUUAUGUCCCAUACUAUAGAGCGAAAAAUUAAGAUACUAGAGGUAUACGGAGACUCUGCAUUGGUAAUAUAUCAGCUUAAAAGAGAAUGGGAAACAAGAAAUCCAAAGUUAAUCCACUACCAAAAAUUGGUUCUAGAAUUGAUUGAGGAAUUUGACAGUGUCACUUUUUAUUAUCUCUCACGAGACGAAAAUCAGAUGGCUGAUGCUUUGGCCACUCUAGCCUCUAUAAUCAAAGUAAACAAAUCAGAAGACAUGAAGCCUAUCCAAAUCAGCAUUUAUGAAACUCCGGCUCAUUGCUACAGUAUUGAGGAAGAAGAAAACGAUAACUAUCCGUGGUAUCAGGACAUACUGCGAUAUUUAAAGAAUCGUGAGUACCCCGACCAUGCGACAGAAAAUGAUAAGAGGACAUAG
This is a messenger RNA of Gossypium raimondii (Peruvian cotton), 690 nucleotides long. RefSeq lists its product as uncharacterized. The record is from RefSeq and is a predicted model, not a curated record. Gene Ontology annotation, molecular function: RNA-DNA hybrid ribonuclease activity; nucleic acid binding. The transcript has 2 exons. NCBI's taxonomy places the organism in Eukaryota, Viridiplantae, Streptophyta, Magnoliopsida, Malvales, Malvaceae. Bases 1 to 690 code for a protein of 229 amino acids.